GGCAACAUGAACAUAGCUUAACAUAUCCAAACGACGGACGCUUGCAACUGCACCCUUGGAUGUGCAGUUUACGAUCACAUGACCUAUCGCCAUGUCCCUACUUGCAGAAACCGCCAAAUUUCAAGCAGACAAUCGCAGUUGCGAAUAAACACAGUGGACAAAAUGCAAUUCAAUUCAUACACACCGAUUUAUACAAACAACAAAAUCAUUGCUAAACCGCCGGUCAAAGCUUUGAAGGAAUCUUUGGGAUCUGCUCUUGAUUCCUUUUACAAUGAUAUUGCGUGUAUCGAGAAAACAGAAACCGAACGGAUAGCACAGCAAGAUGUUGCCACAGUAACGGAACAAGUGUCUACCCCAAUGGAGAAAGCGAAGUCGGAAAUGGAAUCGGAAACUGCACCCAAUGACACAGCAAUGAAGGAACGAAAGAAGAAGAAGAAAAAAUUAAAUAAAAAGAUAUAUCAAUUAAUCAAACAUUCGACGCUUAAUUCCAAACGAGGAUCAGCAACAGCAAAAAACACAAGGGGAUGUCAAGUAUGGUGGCGAAAUGGCAAAGGGUACAAAAGAAUCUAGAGAACACUGUAUAAAUAAUGUAGAAAGCUAUUUGAAUAAAAAUAAUCAAUUGCUGUACGAAAAAUGAUGUUACAUAGACUGUUAUUAGUACCUGUGUUAUUAGUACCUUUAGAUUUCAUUGUACAUAUAUAUGAACUAUGUUAUGUAUGUUGUUAAAUAUUUCUUCUAUCGUGAACUUAUUUUAAAUUUUUAUCUGUAAUUUGGUAUAUAUUUGUAUAUAUAUUUGUGUAUACACAAGUCUUGUAGCAAUAUUAUUCGUAUUAUUAAACAAUAGUACUCAUUUCUUAUGUAACUCCUGCAUUUUACGAUUCAUUGUAUAUUUUGUGAUAACUUUUAUGCGCACCAGAAGCAAGCUAUGUAUUAUUAUUAUUAUUAUUAUUAUUAUUAUUAUUAUUAUUAUUAUUAUUAUUAUUAUUAUUAUUAUUAUUAUUAUUAUUAUUAUUAUUAUUAUUAUUAUUACUACUACUACUGUUAUUAUAGUUUGCACAUAUUUAUACAAAGUCAAAAAUAUGAUACGAUUGCAUCUUUAUAACUCUGUUUUUCUUUCAAUAUCAAGAGAUACCACUUAUUUAUUGAAUCAACGCAAAUUAUUUUUGCACAUGUGCUAAGCGCAAUACUUGGAUCUUUAUAGAAUGUGAAGAAUGAAAUUCUACUUUAUUGUAAACAAGAGAAAACGAAACAAAAAUAAAGAGUAUGAUAU
Monomorium pharaonis (pharaoh ant) is the source of this 1270-nucleotide messenger RNA. RefSeq lists its product as uncharacterized. NCBI's taxonomy places the organism in Eukaryota, Metazoa, Arthropoda, Insecta, Hymenoptera, Formicidae. The record is from RefSeq and is a predicted model, not a curated record. The transcript has 3 exons. Bases 79 to 570 code for a protein of 163 amino acids.